AAAAAAAUUAAAAAAAAAAGUCCGCCAAAAAAAUUCGAAAAAGAAAAAGAAAAAAAUGGAAAAUUCUCAACAUUUGGCCACCGAGAGUUUUUCUUACAGCUGGCUAACUGACAAAAAGCUCCCAAAUUCCCAUGAAAGGGAGCAAAACCUCAGUUUCGAUUUUUCGUUCGAAUCUUCCCAAACUACCCCUGCCCACGCCGACGAGAUCUUCUCCGGCGGCCACAUCAUGCCGGCCAACCCAGACCGGGAGAAAAAACCGGCGCGGUUCUAUUCCAAAUCCGCCCCUCAAUCCCCUGCUUUUUCAUAUUUCUCGCGACGGCAGAGCGCCGCCGCCGUUGGCGGCGGAGGAGACCGUAUUUCGCCGGCCGGUAGGUGGGUAAAAUCCUCCAAGAAGCUACUGGACAGUUUUUUCUCCGCUUUGAAGCCGUUAAUCGGGCAGUCGAGCAAAAGCAACAACAGAGUGGAUGAUUUCGAGAGGGUUCAGAUUGAGGCGCACCCGAGGCGGAGCUCGGUUAAACCGGGUUCGGGUGAGAGAACCGGUUUCAUUUACGGUCUGAAAAGGGCGAGGAGUUUGAACCGGAGUGUGAACUGGAGUUCCCCGCAAGCUUCGAUAAGGCCGUUGUAUAAUUCAUGUAGCUCUUGGUCGUGUGAUGUUGAGAACUCAAUUCAUGAAGCUAUUUUGUACUGCAAAAAAUCAAUAGAAAAAUGAGGAUCAGAGGAUUUAGCUGUUUGUUGCACACAAAAGAGAAGUGAGAAGCAGUUUGUUUGAACAUGGAUUCCACAAACAAUGCUUUCAAUAAGCAUAUUUUUCAGCUCAUAUAUUUUUUCGUCUUUUUUGUUAAUUUUUAUUUUAUUUUAUAUUCUUAGACUAGGAUUUUAAGAUUUUUCAACUUUGUGCAUACACUUAUUCUCACUAAAAUUUAAUGGAUA
Molecule: messenger RNA, 930 nt
Organism: Striga asiatica
Lineage: Eukaryota; Viridiplantae; Streptophyta; Magnoliopsida; Lamiales; Orobanchaceae
Source: the annotation of a GenBank genome assembly